Cherax quadricarinatus is the source of this 3715-nucleotide messenger RNA. The record is from RefSeq and is a predicted model, not a curated record. NCBI's taxonomy places the organism in Eukaryota, Metazoa, Arthropoda, Malacostraca, Decapoda, Parastacidae.
GUUAACAACGAAAGUUUGCUGAAGUCAACAGAGGGACUCAGAGUGCUAGAUCAAGUCUCAUCGCUGAGCCAUGACCGAGACUCAAGACCCAACACUAGCCAGCUAAUCUUAGAGAAAGGGGAUGUGCAAAAAUCUAUCCAUGACACCGCGUCUAUAGUGAAGGUAUCUGAAAAUUUGUUACAUAGUCACACUAAUUACGUUGAAACACAAGACGAGGUAAAAUACGAAACCUCCGUUAGACAAGUUAUGAAUGUUCUUGAAAAUAAAGCAUUCGAAAGUGCAAGAAAUUUUAUUACAGAACUGAUAGGCUCGAUAGAAGAAAGAAAUGCCAAUUUAAAGCCACAAAGUAAGGAAAAUGAGUUUAAAAAUAAAACGCAAGUUUCAGUAAAUCGCAAUAGUGUAAGUGAGAACAGAAACACCUCGCCCAAUAUAAGGGUAACACAAGGAUCAUUGAAAAUAAGGAACACUUCCCUAGGGGUAGAGAGGGCCAGAGAGGCGUGCCCAGGCAGCCCCAAGAGACUCGAGUUGGGCCCAACUAUCACCUCGCCAGAUGUCACCGUCGCUAGUACAUACAGUCCAGUGAACCCAUGGCUUCAAUCUCAUGUGAGUGUGGGUAUUAUUGUGCUUGUGUGUUUGACAAAUGUAUGUACACCAUGUGGGCACCGGGUGUACAUCGUGUGUACACCUCAGCUAGCCCCAACAAUAGCUGCUUGCCUUCUGCAUUUUCUCCUGACUUUUUUUUUAUGAAACAUUCUUGGAAAUUGCGAAAAGCUUUUACCAACCAUAUCCACAUUUCUGGAAAGUGUUUUUGAUAUUCAGUUGUCACGAGAUUUGUUUUCACAGAAUUCUCUGUGAAUUUUAAGGUAUUUGCCCUGUUUUACGGGACUACAGGAGAUGCCGGUGGUAGGUGAGUUGAAGGAGCCAGUACUAGUGUUGGAGGCUGGGGCGAGGGUGAGGUACAAUAUCACCUGGCACGGCUACACCACCCCAGUCCUCACCUUCGUGAUCUUGGGUCGCCUGGGCAACACGAUGGGCGUCUACGCCAGCCUCUGGGCCGUCGCUAGGAUCUACGAUACACAAGUUUUCAUGGAGAAAGAAGUUGAGAAACUGCUGAAGCCGAUGUUCCCUCACCUCACCAUGUCUCCUCUCCCAGUGAGGAUGGUGGGAGGUACAUGGCUGUACGUGGGGAGGGGAUCGCCCUGUCUGGCUGAUUAUACUUCACUGCAGGAGGCAGCUGCUGGUCUGAGAGGAGCCAGAGCUAUUGUCGUGGACGACUACCCCUUCGAGAUGCAGAUCUUCAACGCUUUUAGGGAUGACCUCCUGAUGGAGUUUACUUUCAGCCACCAGCUGCAGCAAGAGGCUCAGGACUUCCUGCGACGUGUCACCGCCGUCACACACACAGGGGCACCGCCCACUAAUUUCGUCGGGGUGCACGUCCGUCGCACCGACUAUCCGACUACCCUGGAGAAACUUUUCAAAAUCAGUCCUCCUGGACUAGACUACCUCAGACGAGCUCUCACAUUCUACCGUCAACGCCUGCCACGUGUGACCUUCGUAGUGGCUUCUGAUGACCAAGACUAUGUGAUGGAUGCCCUCGGCCAGGAGCUAGACGUCGUCUUCACUCAAGGUUUUCCACCUGAACUUGACCUGGCAGUGCUGGUGGCGUGUAAUCACACAAUCAUCACCAUGGGAAGCUUCGGCUUCUGGGCAGGAUACCUCGCUGGAGGCGCCGUCGUCUACCCGGACCUCCAGCCCAAGAUGAACGAGUACUCCUUCUCCCGGAUCUUCUACGAGAGGGCCAACCUCACCCAGUUCAUUCCCCUUCCUCCCUGAGACGCGUUAGUGGAACUACAUUUCCUUAUUCAGCUCUCCAGGGCUCAUAUUCUUGUUGAGUGUUCUGUAUGUGUAAUAUGCACAUUAGUAUGUGUGAAGGCUUUCUACGUUAAGUAGUUCAUAUUUUUCAAUUGUGGUGCGGUACUGUCUGCAAUCAGAUUGAGUAAUUCUUCUAAUGGCAGUUGGUUUUAGAUGACUUGUUAUUUAAGAUCCUGGUAAUGAUUGGUUUUAGAUGACUUGUUAUUUAAGAUCCUGGUAAUGAUUGGUUUUAGAUGACUUGUUAUUUAAGAUCCUGGUAAUGAUUGGUUUUAGAGGACUUGUUAUUUAAGAUCCUGGUAAUGAUUGGUUUUAGAUGACUUGUUAUUUAAGAUCCUGGUAAUGAUUGGUUUUAGAGGACUUGUUAUUUAAGAUCCUGGUAAUGAUUGGUUUUAGAGGACUUGUUAUUUAAGAUCCUGGUAAUGAUUGGUUUUAGAGGACUUGUUAUUUAAGAUCCUGGUAAUGAUUGGUUUUAGAGGACUUGUUAUUUAAGAUCCUGGUAAUGAUUGGUUUUAGAGGACUUGUUAUUUAAGAUCCUGGUAAUGAUUGGUUUUAGAGGACUUGUUAUUUAAGAUCCCCAUGUCCAUAUACUGUACCAUAGGUGAAGUAAGGGUAAAUUAAAGAAUAGUACCGAGUGAAUAUUGUUGUAUGCGUAUUCUGGAAAGUAUGGAUGAAACGAUACAAAUGACUAAGUUCCUAGGACUGAAACGAGUCCAGUAAAGGUGUUCUAAGCAUAUGCCUUUCGAUCAUACUGUUGGUAUUGUUAUAUCUGGGACUUUCAUCGGAAAGAAUGCUCACUGUUCAGGAAACUAAAGUUGAGGUGUGUUGCAUCUAGUUACUAAAUUUAAUUUUUUCUGUCAAAGUGAAUACCCAGUAAGUUUCCUUCAUGUUGUCCUUCAGUGCGCAUAUAUCUUUGUUUAAUUGUACAUAUUUAGCUUUGUUUUUCAAUAUUACGCACUACGUCUUUAUCAAUAUCGUUGAUUUAUUAUUCUCCAUCUUUUUCUUAUAGUAUAGUUCGAAGACAAAGUCACUUUCUGACUUUUAUUCUUCGAGAUCGGGAAGGUCAGGAAGCGAAGUGGCUCGUGGCUCGAAUGGUAUAGAGCCUUCGGCUCACAACUGAAGGACCCGGGCUUGAACCGAGGACGAGUGGAAAUGUUAGGCAUGUUCCGUACGCUUGUUGUUCCUGUUGACCUAACAGUAAGAAGAUAUCUGGGUGCUAGCAUAGUAUAUAGGGUCACAUCCUGAGGAAAAUGAUCAAUUGUCCCCCAGAGGAAAUAAGCCACAGUGAUUGGCUUUCCUGGAUUACUAACACACCGGGAAAAUAAAAAGGCACAUAAUAGCAUGGAAUCUUGUUUAAUACAACGUUUCGCCCAAGGCGAAACAAACGAAUACAUUGUUUUAUCAGGGAAAUGAGUCCCAUGAAGGCUUUAUUCACACUUGGCGGCUUAUGCCACGCUUACUUAAUAACCCACACUGAGUUAAUUAAGCCAGUAAAAUCUUUUAGAAAUGUCAAAAUAGAGAGAGUAGUAUACGUAUUUACAUACCUCGCAUUUUAUGCUGAAUUUCUGUAUGAUUUUUGAAGGUAAACUGUCCUAUUACACCAGCUGUGUUUCUUUUUAAGGUAAACUGUCCUAUUACACCAGCUGUGUUUCUUUUUAAUGUAAACUGUCCUAUUACACCAGCUGUGUUUCUUCUGAAGGUAAACUGACCUAUUACACCAGCUGUGUUUCUUUUUAAGGUAAACUGACCUAUUACACCAGCUGUUUCUUUUGAAGGUAAACUGACCUAUUACACCAGCUGUGUUUCUUUUUAAGGUAAACUGUCCUAUUACACCAGCUGUGUUUCU